Messenger RNA from Mesocricetus auratus (golden hamster), 1778 nucleotides. RefSeq names its product sarcoglycan gamma (gene Sgcg). The record is from RefSeq and is a predicted model, not a curated record. The transcript is spliced from 8 exons. Gene Ontology annotation, cellular component: sarcoglycan complex; sarcolemma. Gene Ontology annotation, biological process: cardiac muscle tissue development; heart contraction. NCBI's taxonomy places the organism in Eukaryota, Metazoa, Chordata, Mammalia, Rodentia, Cricetidae. Bases 353 to 1228 code for a protein of 291 amino acids.
GAUGGGUCACACCACUGAAUCUUAAGGCGGGCUGGGUUCUCAGGCUGUGAAAUGACACCCUCCUCUCCACCCCACCCUGGCUCUGGGGCAACUGCACCUAGAAUCAACGGGAUGUGCGAGCACCUAUGUAGGGGAAUGCCCCACCUGGAGCAAGCAGGAACCAACCAGCAUCCAGGUUGUCCUGGAACUAGAAAAGAAUCUGUCUGGAAAGCAGGGGAAUCCGGGGCUGUUUGCACCCCAGACCCCAAAGCACAACAGCAUAUAAGAGGACUGCCACCAUCCACCGCUCAGCACAAACAGCCCUCUUUCUCCAACCUCCUAACUCCAACCUCCUAACGGAGGCUAAAAGAAGAUGGCACGAGAACAGUACACCACAGUCACAGAGGGCACCCACAUAGAGAGGCCCGAGAGCCAGCUUGUCCACAGGAUCGGGAUUUAUGGCUGGAGGAAGCGCUGUCUCUACCUAUUUGUUCUUCUCUUGCUCAUCAUCCUUGUUGUGAAUCUCGCUCUCACAAUCUGGAUUCUGAAAGUGAUGUGGUUUUCUCCAAUAGGAAUGGGUCACUUGCAUGUUACGCAAGAUGGACUUCGCCUGGAAGGGGAAUCAGAGUUUUUAUUUCCACUGUAUGUCAAAGAAAUACGCUCCAGAGUGGACUCAUCUCUGCUUCUGCAGUCAACUCAGAAUGUGACAGUCAAUGCUCGCAACUCAGAAGGGGAGGUCACAGGCAGGGUGAAAGUGGGUGCCCAAAUGGUAGAAGUCCAGAGCCAGCACUUCCAGAUCCGUUCUGAAGACGGCAAGCCACUGUUCACCGCCGAGGAGCGGGGUGUCAUGGUCGAUACCGGCAGACUGCGAGUAACCGGGCCAGAAGGCGCUAUUUUCGAACACUCAGUGGAGACACCCCUUGUCAGAGCUGACCCAUUUGAAGACCUUCGGUUAGAAUCCCCAACCCGGAGUCUAAGCAUGGAUGCCCCAAGGGGAGUUCACAUUAAAGCUCACACGGGGAAGAUGGAGGCCCUUUCUCAAAUGGACAUCAUCUUGCAGAGUAGUGAUGGAGUGCUGGUGCUUGAUGCUGAGACUGUGGGUUUGCCCGAGUUGGAGCAAGGGACACCGGGUCCCUCUGGCAGUUCUAAGGGAUUCUAUGAGAUUUGUGUGUGUCCCGAUGGGAAGCUGUACCUGUCUGCGGCUGAUGAGGCCACCACCUGCGAGGAACACAGCCACAUCUGUCUCUGACCACUACCUCUUCUGCAGAACAGAUGUUGUCUUGGUGAGCUGUGGCCUCAGCCUUCAUGUCCCUGGCAGCUGGACGGGAGCUGGUAGAUUCACUGCUAAGCACUUAGAAGCUUGCAGGGGGAGUGUGCCCAUGGAACCAUUGGGCUAGAGUGCCUGCUUUCAGCAUGGCACAAAGAAAUGUCAAGAACUUAGUCACUGGAUUUUCAUCUUUCUAGCCUCCUUCCACAUCUCUCGUGUUGAACUGCUGUCUGCAAGCAGUUUAUAGUACUCAACAGCAGACAUCUAUACACACACACAAACACACACACACACACAGCUGACUAGUGGAUUCUAAAAUGCCCCAACUCUGCACAACCCUUCCUUUACGUUAAGCCUCAAGUGCUCCCUUCAGUCAAGUGCAGUGUGUCAGGUUUUACUAAGAGAUCUCCAGAGUUUGAAGGGAGUCUGAAGUUGAUAGAUUUUCAAUAUGUAGUUAGGGGAAGAAAUUACACAAAAUUAGUCAUGCUUUUUAUACACAUACCAAUGAGCAAUAAAAUGACAUUGCUUUUCA